AUGGCACCAACAAUCCUCACUCUCCUCCGCCGUCACCUCCCCUCCGACAUCCAAUCCCUCGGCCCCCUAGCCGCCCACACCAUCCUCCUCGCCCGCGACGGCGACGACACCAAAGACGACCCCGCCGUCAAGGUCACCCACCCCGGCGUGAUCCACCCCAACGAGGUCAACAACAACGCCAUCUUCGCCGUGUUCGGUCUUCUAGGCGCCGGGUUCGUCAUCGUCGGGAUUUGGUUCUUCUUCUGGGCCAAGAACGGGGGGUUUUACUUCAAGGAGGGGGAUUGGGAGGAUUACAAGUCUACCGUUCUUCGGCGUCCUAAAAUCGGGCCUAACGGUACGGUUUACAGCGAUGUGACUGCGUCGACUGUUUUGGGCGGCGGGAGUGUGUACAAGGAUGUGGAUGAUAGGACUGUCGUUACGGGGGUGACGAGGGAUGGCGGGGGGAGGGAUGAUGAUUUGACUACUGUUGUUUCGGCCACGACGGGCAUCACGGGCAUUACCGGGGGGGUGUCGGAUUUCUCGGGGAGGGAGAAGAGAAGGAUGAAGAGGGAGCAGAAGGAGAGGGAGAAGGAGAGGAAGAGGGAGGAUAAGAGGCGGGAGAAGGAGAGGAAGUCGAGGAGGAAGGUUGGAGCGGAUGGGGAGGUGGUGGAUGAGGAGGCGGAGAGGUUGGCUGAGGAGCAGCUGAGGAUGUAUAGACAUGAGAAGGCGGCAAGGGUGGGGGGGAUUAAUCGGGAGGCGGAUGGGAGUGAGUGGGAUGGGAGCACGAAUCCUUCUUGGUCGGAGGUGAGCCCGAGUGGGAGGGGUAUGGCGGAGAGCACAGCCGAUGGGGGCAGCGAAGUUACUGAAGGCUUGAUGGCUGGACAGCAGAGGACGCCGAAGAAGGAGGAGAAGAAGGAGAGGGGUAUCAGAAAGGUUUACAGCACUGCCGACAAGAAUGCUGUGAGGGAGAAUGAGAAGAUCAGGGCCGAGGCGAGGAAGUUGAGGGAGGAGGGGAGACGGGCGGCUGCGCAGGAGAAGGCGCUGCAGCCGAGGGAGUCGAGGAGGAUUAAGAGAGAUUUCAGCUUUACUGCCGGAGCGGAGGAGGCGGUUGCGCUGAGGAGGAUUGAUGAGGGGAAUGAGGUUGCGAGUGAGGGCACUUCGGCGAACACCUACUCUGAUUACACGAGGGCUAGGUCCAAGUCCAGACCUAGACCUCCACCGAGUGAGGUUUCGAGCAGCAUGCCGGGUGGAUGGGCUCAGAGUGAGGUCAGCGCCGCUACUGCCAGCACUGACGACUCGGGCACCAAGGUCUACACGCACUCUCACCACAUCCCCAUUGCCUCUUCCGUGAGCGACUUUGCGUAUGCCGAGGACAAAAGGAAGAGACGCGGUGGUGCCGGAGCCAGAAGGGAGAGAGAGAGGACUAGACGGGAUGAUACCAGCAGCGUUGAUUAA
Messenger RNA from Podospora pseudocomata, 1434 nucleotides. RefSeq lists its product as uncharacterized. Bases 1 to 1434 code for a protein of 477 amino acids. The transcript has a single exon. Lineage: Eukaryota; Fungi; Ascomycota; Sordariomycetes; Sordariales; Podosporaceae. The record is from RefSeq and is a predicted model, not a curated record.